UAUCGGAUUUUUAGCUGUCAAAUCUCGAUUAACAUUAUCCUCGUUUCUGCACGGUGCGGCAUUUUCUGGUUUUGUAAUAACUUCGUGCUUAAUUUUCGACUUCUAACAUCCUCUAGAGGUACAAAGAGUUUUCUAAAUAAUGGCUGCUCAAUUUUUCAAUCGCAUUGGCCAACUUGGUUUGGGAGUUGCUGUUUUGGGUGGUGUUGUAAACUCUGCAUUAUAUAAUGUUGAUGGUGGUCAUCGCGCUGUUAUCUUUGAUCGUUUUACCGGUGUCAAAAAUGAAGUUACCGGCGAAGGUACACACUUCUUCAUUCCAUGGGUACAGCGUCCCAUUAUCUAUGAUAUUCGUUCACAACCUCGCAAUGUUCCGGUCGUAACUGGCAGUAAAGAUUUGCAGAAUGUCAACAUUACAUUGCGUAUUUUGUAUCGUCCAAUUCCCGAUCAAUUGCCAAAAAUCUACACAAUCUUGGGUCAAGAUUAUGAUGAGAGGGUAUUGCCUUCAAUUGCUCCUGAAGUGUUAAAAGCUGUUGUUGCCCAAUUCGAUGCUGGUGAGCUGAUUACACAGCGUGAGAUCGUUUCCCAGCGUGUCUCCGACGAAUUGACAGAACGUGCUAAACAAUUCGGUUUCAUCUUGGAUGAUAUUUCAAUUACCCAUUUAACGUUUGGUCGUGAAUUCACCCAAGCUGUCGAAAUGAAACAGGUUGCUCAACAGGAAGCCGAAAAGGCUCGUUUUGUUGUCGAAAAGGCGGAACAACAGAAAUUGGCUGCCAUUAUAUCAGCCGAAGGUGAUGCCUCUGCUGCAGAAUUAUUGGCCAAAUCUUUUGCCGAUGCCGGUGAUGGUUUGGUUGAAUUGCGCCGUAUUGAAGCUGCUGAGGACAUUGCCUACCAACUAUCCAGAUCACGUGGUGUUGCCUACUUGCCUGGCAAUCAAAGCACACUCCUCAAUUUGCCCAGCACCCUUACACAAUAAAAAUUUUCAUAAUUUUUUAUUGAUUUAUUUUUGAAGUUUAAGUUUAGCAUUUAAAUGUGUUAUGUACGCUGCUUUUCUACGAGAACUAUUCAAUUUUUCAUACCCAAACACUUCCAAACAAUCGAACUUUUUUCGUGAAAAAGUUUUACCAUUAAUUUUUAUUCUAUUAUUGUAUCUGUUAAAAUUGAAGAUAAAAGUUGGCACUAAAAUACCGACGAAUAACUCUUUGAAAGAGUUCCAUGUAUUGCAUACAAGAAUGUAUACCAAAAGGUAACAGUGUUCCAAGUGAAAUUUGUUUAUAACUUUAGGGAUUUCCUGUUAUAUAAACUCAGUUUAACGUGAAAUUCCCUCGAUUGGCACUAAUUGAUAUUAAAUGGCUCUUAUUUUAUUACUUGAAGUCCGAAAUAUAUUCUAACAGUUUUAUCCAUGUUUGUUAAAUAUUUUAGUAGCCAUUGUAUGGGAAUUAUAGUUAAUAAUUGAGAUCGAUUAGCUGCUCUUAUUGAUCUAAGUAAGAAUAUGUAGAAUCUUCUAAGAAAAAUAAAACAAAAAUUAUUACAAAUUA
Messenger RNA from Stomoxys calcitrans (stable fly), 1532 nucleotides. It is a transcript of the gene Phb1, whose product is annotated as protein l(2)37Cc. Gene Ontology annotation, biological process: mitochondrion organization. The record is from RefSeq and is a predicted model, not a curated record. Lineage: Eukaryota; Metazoa; Arthropoda; Insecta; Diptera; Muscidae. The transcript is spliced from 3 exons. Gene Ontology annotation, cellular component: mitochondrion; membrane. The coding region runs from base 140 to 970 and encodes 276 amino acids.